AUGAUGUUCAGGAAACUUCGUUUCUCUGGUCGAACCGAAUGGGUUCUUAUUUCCAUCGCCAUCAUAUCCUUCAUCAUUGCGGUCAUCCAGGUCUCUAACUAUAAUGAAGCUGCUCCUUAUGAGUCAUCGGAGGAAACAUUUCUGCAUUCAGAUCUUAUAGCAGGAGCUGGCAGUGGCUCACUAGUCCAUGCUCAAAAAUCCGAAAGAACAAAAUCAAUUUUGUUGCCUGCUGGAUUCAAUAUUCCAGAAGAUUUAGUAAGAAACCACCUAAAAGAUACAGCAUCUUCAGAAUGGCCAAUUUCCCAGCUUCUAUCAAGGGAGGUAUUGAACCAACCUCCGGGAGAAGAGUCUCACUAUAGAACGCAUGAGCCAUUUUCCAUGUACCAAGAGUCCGAGGAGGGAGAUUGUGAAGAAGAUUUGAAACACACCAUUGAAGAUUUAGAAAUCAGUCCUCGAGAAAUUAUUCCAGGAAACUUCACUCGGAUUUUGGAAAUCGUGAUUGAAGAACAUGACAAGUACAAAGAUCCGUUCUACAAAUACAUCAGGCCUAUAUUAAUCACUCAUAUUCGUGCCGAAUUUGAAGCUAACUUAGUGAAUAGGUUCUGGUACCGUCUUUCGGGGUCAUCGGUUUGGCUAAAAGACUAUAAUGUUCAUUUUGUUGUGUCAAGAUUCAUGUUUGCUGAUAAAGGAGAACGGUCGACUCCAAAGGCAAGUUUUGUGUUAGCACAAGUUUUCGACAAAAACUGGCACGAACUUCAGGAUGUACGUCUUGUGUUCCCUACAAACGAUCUUGGAGGUGAAGAAGAUCCAACUUUCCACUCAGAUGGCCAAACAUUCUCUUCAUACAGAUUUCCCCGGAUCUUGCCAGUGCCAUUUGAUUUUCAUGCCGACGAAAGAAAUAUGGGCCCUGAAGAUCCUCGUUUGAUUUUGGUGAGAAACAAGAAUGGACACGAUGAACCAGUUGCCAUCUUCAAUUCUCAUUACGAUAAAUUCGAAACAAAAGAAGAUGGAACUAAGGAAUCUAAUGCAUUUAGAUCAAUGUUUAUGGCUUUUCCUUUCCAAUUGACUAAGGGGAAAAGACACUUGCCAGAACUUUCCGAUGAAAAUACUGAUAAACUCUAUUUCACGAAAUCGCUCGAGUUGGAAGUUGAGCAUCACGAAAAACCGAAAACAUGCAAGAACUGGUCUCCAAUGGUAAGUGAUUUUGAGCGUGAAGUUAACGGUGGCUUUGAUACAAGUAUCUCAUUCGCUACCAAUCUCGAAAACUUAGAAAUCGUUCGCUGCUCUCUCGAUACUGGUAAAUGUGGCCGACUAUACAAGAAAAGUGGAGACAAUAUUGGACCUCUUCGUGGAGGAACAGCAUUUGUCAACUUAAACAGCAUUUUGAAGCAACAGAGACAUAUUCCUCUUCACAAAUUGUUACCCCCUGGCCGUGAGGUUUACUUCGCCUUCGCAAGAGCACAUUUGCAUAAAUGUGGAUGUGGAAUAGGUUUCUAUAGACCAAACAUGGUGGUCAUGGUCAAGGAUGAGGCCAGAUAUUCAGCUGAAAGUGAUGGUGGUAAGGUCGAGGCAACAAAAUAUUUCUAUCGGACAUUAUACGUGUCGGACUACUUGUCAUUGCAUGUUCCUAUUGAUCCAUGGUAUGUCGACAAUCCAUAUGGUAUGUGUGAAGGUACAAAUGCCUUGAUUCCCAAUGGAAUUGCAUCUUGGAAGCUCGAUUCUUUGACACACAAAGAAGGCAAGUGGAUUGCAAACGACAACUUGAAGCUUCAGUUCUCUGUCUCGGAUUUCAGCGUGGACAGAGUCGACUUCAAUGGCGUUCUCAAUAUGCUUCUAAAUCUAAAAGGUAACUCUGCCUUCUUACCUCCACCAUCAGUAAAGGGCACAAUCUUCGAGCAUCUGAAAGUCACCAUGCCAGAGUUAGGGCCCCAAGGUGAACUCACAGAAUCCCUUGCAGGUGUUGGUAAAAAGAACAUCGAGUGUGCAAUCGAGAGUUCGAAGAAAUUCUGUGUCGCGUUCGCUCGCGAACAAGAAUACUUUAAGAACGAAAAGCCUAAAGUGGAUAAAGCUGAAGCAAACAAGAAACUCAAAGACCAGAUCGCAGAGUUCCAAAAGAUGUAUGAAGUGGAAAUUGCACAGGAAUCUAAUAAAAACCAGCAGCUUGAUAAUCCUGAAGAGGAGGAGGACGAUUAUUGA
Sungouiella intermedia is the source of this 2196-nucleotide messenger RNA. The record is from the annotation of a GenBank genome assembly. NCBI's taxonomy places the organism in Eukaryota, Fungi, Ascomycota, Pichiomycetes, Serinales, Metschnikowiaceae.